GGGAAGCUUUUUGGUACAUAGUUUCAUAGAUAAUGGUACAGUAUCUGAAGCAACUCAUGAUUUUGAGAUAGUUAUGUCCGUCAAAAGUAAUCUAUUUCAAGUCACUGUUGCUAAAAGACAUGGUGUCAAACAAAGUGUCUCCUCCUCUUCCCCUUCAUCAAAAAAAAAACCACUCGAUCCUCAAGAGCUUAACAAUAUGAUUCAAAAUAAAAUUUCUCAACUUGAAACUGAAUCGUCACUUGAAGAUGAAGAAGAAAAAGCUAUUUCUAAAGCUGUUAAAAAAGCAAGUAAAGAAAUUAAAGAAAUUAUUAAUUCACAUGAUGAUCAAUUGGAGAAGAUCGAUACAAUUCAACAAAGGUAUAUGGAAUUGUUUCAAGAGAUGAAAAGACUCGAAAGAGAUUACGCAAAGAUGAAGAAACGAAAUGAAUUGUUGCAAAAGGAAAAAGAUUCAACAAAGAAUGAAUUGGCUAAAUCAAAUUCUGUUAAACAUAAAUUUGAAAAUAUAUGUCGUGAAUUACAUAAAGAAAAUAAAAGGAUCAAGGAAGAAAGUAAAAGAUUGGCAGCAAGUGAACAACAAAAAAGAGAAGAAUUAUCUAGCAAAUUUGAAAAUACCAUUUGGGAAAUCAAAUCUAAAAUGGAAGAAGAUACUGAUGAAAAGAAAAAAAGAGCGGAAGAUAAUGAAAUGUUAAAGGAUAAAUUUCGAAGUUUUUUGGAACAGUACGAAUUACGUGAAAAACAUUUUAAUAGUGUUGUCCGAUCCAAAGAUCUGGAAUUACAACUGUAUGAAGCUAAAUUACACCAACAAAAGCAAUUGACAGAUCAAGAAAUUGUAAAGGUAAAUUCUUUGAAAGAACAAGUCGAGAACUUUACAAAGACAGAAGUUGAACUACGUAAACAACUCAGCACAUACGUAGAAAAGUUUAAACAAGUUGAGGAAACUUUGAAUAAAAGUAAUGAACUGUUCCUAAGUUUUCGUAAAGAGAUGGAACAGAUGAAUAAAAAAACUAAAAAACUUGAAAAAGAAAAUGCCACUGUUAAAGGAAAAUGUGAAACUAUGAACCGAAAUAUUUUGGAAAUGGCUGAAGAAAGAACUAAGGAUCAAAAAACCAUAGAAGAAUCAAAGAAAAAACAAACGAAGUUAGAGAAUUUAUGUCGUGCAUUACAAGCUGAAAGAACCAUUCUUAAGAAAAAAGUUCAAUCUUUAGAAGCAUUAUCUCCACCAUCGUCACCACCUCCUUCGUCUCCUUCGUCAUUAUCAUCUCCUCAUACAUCAUCUCCUUCUCAAUCAUCAUCAUCCUCAACCAAUUAUCAACCAAAUACAAGUGAAGAUGAAGUAGUAAUUGUAGAAACAGUAGAAACAACAACAGAAACAGCAGCAGCAAGUCAAACAAAUGACGAAAUUGCAAAACAUAAUACAGAAAUAGCAGUUAACAAUGAUACCCAAAAUGUGAAUGAAGAAGAAAGUACUUCAGAUGUCAAGUUUGGAGAGACAACUGAAAACGUUAGUACUACCACUGAUUCACGAGAUACAAAUACAACCACCAAUUCACAAGUUGUUACAAGCGAUGUUGACCCUUCAACGCAAUGGGAAACCCGUGUUUCUCGUUCUCGUAAAAUGCCUUAUUACUAUAAUCGAGUCACCAAGGAAAGUACUUGGGAACUUCCUAGAGGCGUAGAUCCUCAGAGCAUUAAAGGUUAUAGUGAAAAUUCAGCACAACAGUUAAACACUAUUGAUCCGGUAAAUGGUGGGGCUGGACAAAUUAAAGCAAGCCAUUUGUUAGUUAAACACAGAGAAAGUCGGCGACCUAGUUCUUGGAGACAAUCAGAGAUAACUCGAACUAAGGAAGAAGCAUUUGAAUUGAUAAAAGGCUAUUAUGAACGAAUUAAAGCUAAGGAAAUUGCUCUUGGCGAACUUGCAUUGACCGAAUCUGAUUGCUCGAGUGCAAAACGUAACGGCGAUUUAGGAUUUUUUGGUAGAGGGCAAAUGCAACCUUCAUUUGAAGAUGCGGCAUUCAAACUUGAAGUUGGAGAAUUGAGUGGACCUGUUUGGAGUGAUAGUGGAGUUCAUCUAAUUCAAAGAACUGAAUAA
Entrophospora sp. SA101 is the source of this 2089-nucleotide messenger RNA. The record is from the annotation of a GenBank genome assembly. NCBI's taxonomy places the organism in Eukaryota, Fungi, Glomeromycota, Glomeromycetes, Entrophosporales, Entrophosporaceae.